Anguilla rostrata (American eel) is the source of this 2385-nucleotide messenger RNA. RefSeq names its product translocon-associated protein subunit alpha-like. Lineage: Eukaryota; Metazoa; Chordata; Actinopteri; Anguilliformes; Anguillidae. The record is from RefSeq and is a predicted model, not a curated record. The transcript is spliced from 9 exons. Gene Ontology annotation, cellular component: endoplasmic reticulum membrane; endoplasmic reticulum. Bases 126 to 1001 code for a protein of 291 amino acids.
CAAGAAUGGCGCUAUCCCGGAUGAACAGGCCAUUUCGAAACGCACUGUCAGUGAUUGAAUUUAUCCAGCAAGGUGCUCGCAGCUAGCUUAGUUUGAGAGUGGGGUUUACCGGUCAUCUGGGAACCAUGAUGGGAUUUUUACCAAAAUUACUAUUAAUUGCGUUGCUAGCUUUUCCAACAACCAUUAUUAUCAAAGGUCAGUUUGCAGCAGCGCAAGAUGCAACUGAGGAUGAGGAGGUGGCGGAGGAUGUGAUCGCUGAGGACGAAGAUGACGAGGCAGAGGUUGAGGAUGAUGACAACACCGAGUUGACAGAGGAAAAAGAGGAGGAGGAGGAAGACGUCUCAUCAGGGGAAGUGAAGGCCUCCCCCCAUGCUGACACCACAAUCCUCUUUGUCAAGGGAGAAGACUUCCCUGCGAACAACAUCGUGAAAUUCCUGCUGGGCUUCACCAACAAGGGCAGCGAGGAGUUUGUGGUGGAGUCCCUGGACGCCUCGUUCCGCUACCCGCAGGACUUCCAGUUCUACAUCCAGAACUUCACCGCCCUGCAGCUGGGCACCGUGGUGGCCCCCCAGCGCCAGGCCACCUUCGAGUACUCCUUCAUCCCCGCCGAGCCCAUGGGGGGGCGCCCCUUCGGCCUGGUCAUCAACCUCAACUACAAAGACGGCAACGGCAACGUGUUCCAGGACGCGGUGUUCAACCAGACCGUGACCAUUACGGAGAGGGAAGACGGUCUAGAUGGGGAGACGAUCUUCAUGUACGUCUUCCUGUCUGGUCUGGGUUUGCUUGUCGUCGUGGGGCUACAUCAACUGCUGGAAUCCAGGAAGAGGCGGAGACCCGCUGCCAAAGUGGAGAUGGGGACGUCGAGCCACAAUGAUGUGGACAUGAGCUGGAUCCCCCAGGAGACCCUUAACCAGAUCAUGCAGAGCAGACGAGACAAGGCCUCCCCCAGACGGUCGCCGCGCAAGAGAGCACAGAAACGCUCCGCUGGCUCGGACGAGUGAUCCUGCCGCCCGUCUCUGCCACGCGCACCCGGCGCCCGUUCUGGGAGUAAGGCAAGCAGGCAAGAGGAGGCGGAGCCUAGCUCCAACCAGCCACGUCUGUCAAAGAACUAAGAACCCGCUCCCCUCCCCUCCCCGUGCCAUUUGGAGGCAGUUACAACCACUUACUACAACUGCAAUAUUAAUCUGCUUGUUAUUUAUUAUAGUGACUAAAGUGCAUUAUUAUGGAAGAGGAAUUGCCACAGCUAUAAGGGCCUUGACUUAAACGUUUGUCCUGAGCGGAGGCAGGGCCUAGCUGAUUGAUUUAGAGGCAGUUGGUCUGCUUUCCAAGGGAGCAAGGCAGGAUGGGAUGCUGUUCUGGGCUUUUUUUCCCCCUCCUACUUCUGCAGUUGCUUUUGUUGUUUUCAUCUGAGAACUUGAUAUUUUGUCAUGUUGCAGAAAAGCCAGAAAUGUAUUUUAUUUUUUUGGCUGUACGCGUCAGGGUACUGUCUCGAGACAGAAGGCACUCACCUUUGCUUGAAGUGCACUGAAACCGCAUUCUGAAGUUUCUUCUACACGUUUGUCUAAUAAUGUGAGUGUGAACUGGUGAAUUAAGAGGACGAAGACACAAAAUGGCCUAUCGUUUUUUUUGCUUUGAUAUUUAAUUGUGCCUCCUUUGAUACCUGUGUGGAGUUCGCUAUAAUUUCUGCAUUUUGUGAGUAUGCAACAAGAAUGAGGUUUAUUUCAGUGAUGUUUUUACUGCAAGUUUCGAAAAGCACUGUCAUAUUGCCUGAAUAUGAAGUUACUAAAAUGCAAAGAGCAACAGAGAUUUGGGACUGAUGCAAGCUUGCGUAAGAGCUCACUGGCCUUCCCAACAUUACAGAAUUUGUUGCGUUAACUUACACCUAACCGAUUGUUUCAAGGGGGGUUUUAGACCUGGCAUUAAUACAAGGAAACAGUUGUGGGUAAAGAAUUGUGUGAACCCACAGUUUGAAGCUGUACAUGUUAUGUGGUUAUCGCAGUACGGUAUGAUUGAAAGGAAAUGGAAUCAUGAAGAAUGUUUACAGAAAUAAGCUUUACCUAAACCAAGACUAUUUGUGUACUGGUCCAUGUCAUCUGAAGAGCUGUCAUUUGAAAUGUAAAAAUAGCUGUUCAGAAUAACUCAUCUACUGCACUUGUUACCACUUGAUAGGCACAGUAUGUCCUGGAUUGUUUUAAUAAGAAAUUUUACGGCAAUGACCACCGAAUGAAAGUAAAUGGUCUUGGAAUGACAAUUUCCCUUCUUGAAGGUAUUGCUACGAAAAUAAAUAGUUUUGCUGGAACUUUUUGCCGAAUGCUGUAGAUUUAAAAAUGUGUAUGAAUUUUUGGCAAAUGCUAAAUACAGUCAAGAUUAAAUUUUUCUAUCGUC